Molecule: messenger RNA, 1415 nt
Organism: Austrofundulus limnaeus
Lineage: Eukaryota; Metazoa; Chordata; Actinopteri; Cyprinodontiformes; Rivulidae
Source: RefSeq, a predicted model, not a curated record
UGGUGGUGGUUGAAGGAGAGGGAGACACCUGAAAGGUAGGAGAUGAAGGAUGGAGGAGGGGAGUCGGUAGGUUGACAUUCAACUGGCGAGCAGCCGGAGCAGUUGAGGAGGACUGCUGGAUCUGUACUGGAUGAGGCUGAGCGUGUGAUGACGGAGCUGAAUGAGCCAGACUGAUUUUGCAAUAAAGAUUUUCUAUCAAACUGGACUUGUGACCUAUCUGCUGGAUAUGAGCACCAGUGAUCCCCGUGACCCUGAAAGGAAAGAGUACGAUGUAGAUGACUGGGACUUAUUCUCUCAUUCCCUGUCUUUAAAGUUGGAAUAUUACAGAUGUGUUGAGUUUAACCUGAAGUGGACCAGGCACAUGUCUCCCCGAUGCUCCUCCAGACUAUCAAAGGCCUCCAAGACGAGGGUCCAAAACCGUCCCAAACCAAGUCAAGAUGUUGCACCGGGUGAACCGAGACGUCAAACAAGGAGGACGCGACUGAGGAAUGCCGAUGGCUGCAAGGCUGAGGCAGAUGAUGAAAAGGACUUACUGGACCUCAUUGAUAGCAGUGGAGAAGAUGCUGUGGAGAUAGUUGACAACGGACUGGAUGUGUCUGAUGAGGACCUUGCCUCUGACUGCUGCAGCGUAGUUUCUGGUCCCUCCAUGGUCCGUCAUGCCCCCUCCAAAACGCCCAAGUCUUCUCACGGUUUGUGCUCAGCCUGUCGAGAACUCUACCAGAAGGCAAAGAGAACAAAAGCUCCAAUCAAAAACAAACUCCUGGAUAAUGCCCAAAACGGAUUCACAUGUUGAUCCAGAGCUGCCUGUUCAGCACGCUCCGUCAUCCMCUGCCCCGAAAACCAGAGCAGAGCUGGACUUCAAGCAGAAAGCUGAGGAGAAGUGUGGAUUCAAACAGCUGCUCGCUCAGCUGCGAGGCAACAGCAGCAUGAUUGUCAAAGAAAAAUAAAUGGUUUAAACAGGGUGAAGAUUGUAGAACUAAAAACUUGUGUUUUAAUUUGUUUUGUUGGGUCUUUGUUGUUGCCUAGGCUGAUUUUUGUUCUGUUGGGUUGUUGAGCCUAGAGUAGACUGAAGCUGUAUUAUUCAUCUACACACAGAGUUCUGUUUCUUAUAAAMCUUUCAGCACAGUAUUUCAAACAACCUAACUGUGAGUAAAUGGUGUUUUUUCCUUUUUUUACUUUGCUUUUACAGCUUGCCUUUAACUUAUUUCUUUAAACAUAAUUCAUUAGUGGCUGACUCCAAUGUUGCAGGUAGAAACAGUCAAAACAUUUAUUUUGAUUUUCACUCAAAGCAACUCACCAAGGAGUUAAAACUUCAAGAGUUUUAAAAGGAAAAAGAAAGUCAGCCAUCAAAGGAAAGAAAACAUCCGAACUGUUGAUCACAGUGGAYUGAAAUUAAUAAAGUUUUACAUUAUUUA